Molecule: messenger RNA, 453 nt
Organism: Arachis stenosperma
Lineage: Eukaryota; Viridiplantae; Streptophyta; Magnoliopsida; Fabales; Fabaceae
Exons: 2
Coding region: 1-453 (150 amino acids)
Source: RefSeq, a predicted model, not a curated record
AUGGAGGAGCAAUCACAAGAACAGAGGAAGGUGGAGAAGCCUUACACACCUCCUUUGCCAUAUCCUCAAAGAUUUCAAAAGGAGAUCAAGGACCAACAGUUCCCCAAAUUCCUAGAAGUUUUCAAGAAGCUGGAAAUCAAUAUUCCACUUGCUGAAGCAUUGGAGCAAAUGCCCUUGCUAUUUAUAGAAGAAGUGAAGCCUACACAGAUGUCAUUGGAGCUAGUGAAUAGAUCACUGGUAAUUCCCAAGGGUGUGAUUGAAAAUCUCUUGGUCAGAGUAGGGGAAUUCAUAUUUCCAGCAGAUUUUGUAAUCCUAGACCUAGGUGAAGAGGGAAGUGAUUCUAUUAUACUGGGAAGAUCUUUCUUAGCCACAGCAAGGGCCAUCAUUGAUGUGGAACAAGGAGAAAUGACCUUCAGGGUACAUGAUGAGAAGAUCACUCUAAAUGUCUUUUAA